This is a messenger RNA of Mesorhabditis spiculigera, 768 nucleotides long. Lineage: Eukaryota; Metazoa; Nematoda; Chromadorea; Rhabditida; Rhabditidae. The record is from the annotation of a GenBank genome assembly.
AUGAUGCUGCCCAACCGCUGGAUUCUCGAGGCCGACGCCGUCAAGCUCGGCCGUAAAAUGAAACAAGUAUGGGAAAUUUACUGGGAUGCACGCGAAGAUCCCUACGCCGGCGUUCCGGACGAGGAAGUCGCCAACUUCAUCAACACCGGGGAGCGGCUUGCCUCCCCCACGGCCAACCAGGAUGUGGCGAACGUCAUCUCUGAGCAGGACUGGGCCCGCAAUCCGUCGGAGCGGGCGACCAUGUUCAUCGUCAACCACGCGCUCGACGCCAUUGAGCGCCGACUGCGGGGGGAAGUCGAGGACGUGGGCGAUGCGGCUCCACCCACCGUCGAACCCGAUGCACCUGCUGUGAUGCCACUGACGGAAGAUGAUCGUGAACCGCGCCCACCCGUCGACAUCGCAGAAGCUGCCAUUCCACAAGCGGCCGAUGGGCAGCCCUUCAUCGACCCUGAUGCCCACGACGCGAACAGGGCUGCCGGCGCUAUCGAUCCGCUGCGCGACACGAAGAAGGCCGGCCGUCCGCCAACGAAGUACACCUAUGCGGACGGCAUCUGCACGAUGUGCACCGACAAGCGCGUCACCAAGGUCAGCACACACUUUCGGGCAGCUGCAUGCUCCCGGCACGUACAGAUCUUCAAAAAGGUGCUGAGAUGCUACGAAGAACGGGCCGGGAUCUGCUACUGCAAGCCUUGGCGUAAAUGCAAUGUGUGCCAUUACGCCGACGGGAGCCAACGCGGAUUUGGGGCGCCGGAUGCCGAAGAGGAUGAU